AUUGCAGGAGACUGUCCUGGAUUGUUCGAUCGGAACUGGAAUACCUUUCCGACAUGCUCUUCAUUUAUCUUGCAGCCAGAUCGAAUGUUUACGUCAGACUUUCGUGGUUGCAUUUUUCUCUUGAAGUUUAAUGUCAGAAACACCGUCAGACGAAUAACUCCGGAAUAAAAGUGAAUGUCUGGAUCACUGCAGCCCCACUCUGAGUCCACAGUUGGUGAGCUGAGAUUUUCCACUUCGGCCUAGCAGGAGUCUGCCCAUCCAAGAAGCUACCUUCUUCUGUCAGCACUCGAAGCAAAGACCCUGGAUUUGUUGCUGUUGCUGCCUUCUUUGCCUUCUUGUUUAUUUAUUUAUUUAUUAAAUCAUUUAUUUGGUAAUUUUUUUUUGGGAUGACGCCGUGUUUACGCAUGGGCCAGAUUGAAUGGCGGGAAAUCGCGGCGCUCUGCGUCUGAAGUUCCAGCCGCGUGGGGAGUUUUGGGAUGGCGGCAGCCCGCCUGGCCUGUGCUAGUUUUGCUCAGGCGGCCAUCGGCGGGCGACGCUGGUGAGGGGGAAAGGGAGGGGGCCCACAAUGCGGGGGUGUCCCGGGCAGGCCCUUCCAGGAUGCCCAUCACACAAGAGAACGCCCUGAGCUACCUCCCCCUGCUGGAGGGCCGGCUCGGGGGGCGGGAUGAGGGGGCGGGGCCCGGGCCGGCGGGGGGCGGGGCCCUGUGCCGGGCUGCCAUCCAGAAGCUGGUGGAGUACAUCCAGCUGAACUUCGGCGAGGGCGACGGCCCCCCGCCGCCCGCCGCCCUGCCCCUGGAGGUGGUGGACGCGGAGGUGCGGUCCGUCUGCGUGACCAAGGAGGAGGGGGACGGGGACCAGUUCGGCCUCAGCUUCGGGAACAUCCCCAUUUUCGGCGACCCCGAGGGCAGGAAGAAAGGGGGCAGGCGGCGGAGGCGCAAGGGGGACAGCGGCCCCGUGCUGGACGUGGGCUGCAUCUGGGUGACGGAGGUGAGGAAGACGAGCCCUGCCGCCCGCUGCGGGGAGAUCAAGCUGCGGGACGAGCUCCUGUCACUCAACGGUCAGCUGAUGGUGGGCGUGGACGUUACUGGAGCCAGCUACCUGGCUGACCAGUGCUGGAAUGGUGGAUGCAUCUACCUGAUCAUGCUGCGGAGGAUCAAACGCAAAGCGCCCCUCCCCCCCUGCAACGGCAGCGUCUUCGGCAGCGGGGGCGGCGGCGGCGGCGGCGGCGAGCGCAGGACGAGCGUCUCGUCGGAGCCGGCCGGGAGCCCGGCGCAGAACGGCAAGCGCACCCGGAAGUUCGGGGUCGCGUCCCGCUCCUCCUUCGCCCGCGACAGCCGGGACGGCCAGGAGGACCACGAGCAGGAGAACGGCUACGGCUCCUCCCUGGACGCCGAUGCCACGCCCCCGCAGGGCGGCACCCCCCUGGGCACGCCCACGGAGGAGGGGCCGGCCGCCGCCCCGCCCGGGACGGUCCCGCCCCACAUGCACAACGGGAGGCACGCCUGCACCCUCCCCAAACGCCCACCCGUACGACUCUCUGAAAGCAGCAAGUCCGAAUCCGUGAGCAGUGAACCCUGCAGCCAGCUGAGGGAGGGCAGUCGGAUUUGGAAGAUGCACAUGGUCAAGGGGCAGGACGGCCUGGGGAUCCAGAUCACGGGAGGCCGGGGGUCCAAGAGGUCCCCCCACGGCAUCAUCGUGGCCCAUGUGGAGGAGGGCGGAGCCACCCAGAGGGAUGGCAGGCUGAAGGCUGGGGACGAGCUCCUGAUGAUUAACGGGCAGUCGCUGGUGGGGCUGUCGCACCAGGAGGCCGUGGCCAUCCUCCGCUCCUCCGCGGGGCUGGUCCAGCUGGUGGUGGCCAGCAGGGAGGAAUCCGAGGUGGAUUUUCACAAGUACCCGUCCACCAGCCUGCCGGACUUGGUGAGCACAUGCUCCUCCCAGGGCAUCUCGCCGUCCGCCGCCGACGACAAGGAGAACAUGGAGCCGGACGUGGAGGACGUGACGGCCAGCAGCCUCUCCCUGCCCACCCAGGGCUCAUUUACGGAGCUGGAUAAACUGGAAGAUCGGGGGCGGAUGGAGGGACAGAAAGGAUGCUGUCGCAGCCCAACGCCCAUGAAGUUCCGAAGUCGAUCCCAAGGUGGAGGGAGCCGCUUGGAGUCGGUUGGGGAGGACGACGAGCUGAUCGUGGAGAACGGAGACGCGGGCAGCGACACGUCGGAAAAGCCGGCGCGAGGUGGGCGCAAGCACUCCCUGCCACAGCAGCUGGACACAGUGGGCAUCAGACAGGAAUAUCAGAUUGUUAAGAAAUCGGCUCGUUCCCUGAGCACAGUUCAAGUGGAGUCUCCAUGGCGACUGGCCCAACCAUCCAUUAUCUCCAAUAUAGUGCUUAUGAAAGGACAGGGCAAGGGCCUGGGGUUUAGCAUUGUAGGCGGCCAGGAUUCUGCCCGUGGAAGAAUGGGAAUUUUUGUCAAGACGAUUUUCCCCAACGGAGCAGCUGCCGCUGACGGGAGAUUGAAAGAGGGGGAUGAGAUCCUGGAGGUGAACGGAGAGUCGCUGCAGGGUCUCACCCACCAGCAGGCCAUCCAGACAUUCAAGCAACUGAAGAAGGGCGUGGUCACCCUGACGGUGCGGACGCGCCUCCGCAGCCCCAGCCUCACGCCCUGCCCCACCCCCACCCUGCUGAGCCGCUCCAGCUCGCCCAACUCCAACGCCAGCGGGGGCGCGCCCCUCCCGCCGCCGCCCAUCGAGGACGGGGACGCGGCGACCCGCCGGGGGCCGGGGCCCAAGGACCGCAUCAUCAUGGAGGUCACGCUCAACAAAGAGCCGGGGGUGGGGCUGGGGAUCGGGGCGUGUUGCCUCACUUUGGAGAACAGCGCCCCCGGGAUCUACAUCCACAGCCUCGCGCUGGGGUCUGUCGCUAAGAUGGACGGCAGACUGAGCCGCGGGGACCAGGUUCUGGAGGUGGAGUCCGUCAGCCUGCGCCACGUAGCGCUGAGCGAGGCCUACGCCAUCCUCAGCGAGUGCGGGCCCGGUCCGGUCAGCCUCAUCAUCAGCCGGCACCCCAACCCCAAGGUUUCGGAGCAGGAGAUGGAUGAAGUGAUCACUCGCACCACACACAGAGAGAGCCUGAGCAGGGAGGGGCAGCCGUCUCAUGUGCUGGGACUGCCAUCCAAGAGCCCCUCUCCCUCUGUGAAAGCCAAGCUAAGCGAGGGAGGUUCCUCUCUCAGCUGGACCAUGAAGAGGUUCCUGGAGCCGGCCAGCAGGCAGGGGUCCUUGAGCUCGGAGGCCGAGCUGUCCCAGUACUUCCUGCACGACGUCCCCAGCCAGUCGUCCUUCUCGGAGAGCGUGGCCCUGGGCUCCAGCGACGAUGACCUGCUCCCUCUCCGGAGCUGCAGCGCCUCCUUGGACCGCACCGGAGCCCAGCCUCACGCCUUUAAGGCCGGCCCCGGCGGGGGUGUGGACAGCAGCCCCAUAUGUGCGGACAGUGGGGGGAAGGCCCCAGGCCCGGUCUGCCGUGCCGUGGAGGUGGUCCGCCAGAGCAGCGCGGGCAGUAACCCCAGCUCGGUCCGCAGCCCCCUGCUUCGUCAACGCCGCGUCGUCUGCUACGAGGACGAGGCCAGCGACGAGGACGACGAGCCACUGCGCCCCGACUGCGACGGUGGCGCCCCCUACAGGAGGGCCCCGCCACCGGGGGCGGAGCCACGGAGGCUCGCCGACGAGGACCUGGGCAUCGUGAUCGCCACGUCGUCCGUGGAGGUGGACGAGGAGAGUCAGGACGGGGGGGACCUGCAGAGGAACCCGAGCAGCGACGCCCCCACCCCGUUCUACAACAGCUCCGCCGACUUUGAGGACAGCCCCCCCGCGGAGCCCUUCCCCCCGGGGGCGGAGUCUCCGUUCAUGCCCAUUCGGUGUUUCGAGCACGAUGGGGGCGGGGUUGGCGGCGGCCUCGGGGUGCGGAAGGACGGGCACCGCGACGGGCAGGUGGAGUCCAAGCGCUCCCCGAAGCUGGAGCACAAGGCCGUGACCCGGGUCAAGAGCAUGAUGAGCAUCGAGUGCCCCAACCCCACGCCCCGCCCCAAGACUGAGGAACCGCCCUCAGCCCCGCCCCUGCCACUGACAGGACCCCGCCCCGUUCCCCGCCCACCGACCCACUGCAAGAGGGCGGAACCCAGCGAACUGGCUGGGGUUUGCACCAUCGAAACGGUGGUGCUUACGAGAGCCAAGGACGAGAGCUUCGGCCUGGACCUGGAGAUCAAGUCUUCCCCUCUGAAGGUGUUGAUUACAGGGCUCAGACCAGGAGGGGCUGCGGACAGAGAAUCCAUGGGGAAGUUGUGCGUUGGCGACGAGAUCGUGGCGAUCGGAGAUACCCUGGUGUGCACCUCGUCCUACCAGGAAAUCUGUGACCUCAUGCACAAUCUUCCCGUCACUCUCAUGUUAGAGAUUCAGAAGCCAGUCUCGGCUGUAGAUCGGCUAUCUACUCUGAUGAUGUCAUCUGGCAAUGAAGGAAACCCCAGGGUGGAUUCCUUCAAAAACACCCCAGAGGUUAAUGAUGAAGCACUCAAGAGGAAGGACAUAGCAAAUCAUGGAAGCACCCCCUCGCAGACUAAUUCAAAACAUCCUUUUCAAACAGACCCCAAGCACGAGGUGCCUGUCACUGACAUUGAUAACAUUAUAUCUGAACUGUGCUCCUCGUCAGACAAAGUUCUGAGAAGUGAGAACAAGAACUCUAGUUUGAAUGCACACAGUAAUGGAACCACCGUUAGCCCGAUGCACAAUGUUCUUAACCCGCAAGGAAACAAGAACUGUUCGGCUCAGGAGCCGCUGGUACGGCCUAACGUUUUGGAUUUUUCGGUUUUGGAUGGAGGAACUACAGGUGGUCUGCUCAUGCCCAUGAGCAAAACAUUCUUGCAGAGCUACUCUAGGAACUUUGGCAAUAUGAGCGAGGAAGUGACUAGCAUUCCAAAUGGACCCACUGAGGAGAAAGACGGCGAAGCUUCUCAAUGCAUGUACAGCAUGGUGGAUGACAGUGAGUCUGAAAGCGACUCCACCUCUGAGAAGGUCCACCACAUGGCUAAUCCUGCAAGCUCUGGUCUGACCCAAUGUGCCGAGCCACAGGAGGUGGACUCAGAGGAGGAAGUCGAGAUUUGUUACAGUGAGAACCACAACUCUAGACAGCAGGCAGUGGACUGUACAGUAAAAGAAAGUUCUGUAACAUCAUCUCCCUGUGAGGUCAUAAGCUCACAGAAUGUGAAGAAAGGGUCCUUUGAUUUUGGUCAGGAGGAACCUCCCCUCUCUCCUCCAAACCAGUCUGCCUUGAACCCAACCUCCCCUUGUCAGACAGAUGAAGAACUGACUGUGAAUGACUCUGAACCUCUGGAACCUCAGCACCCAUCUUGCACCAAUAAAGAUAGCCCUGAUGAAGCUAACCAAUCACAGACAUCUUCUGAGGUGCCUCUUUUACCAUGUACUCAGUCCACUGAUAACCUACUCAUGUCUGAAAGGAGUAACCCCACAAGUGAAGAGAAAAAGGGAUGCCAGUCUUCCACCUGUGCUACACCUAAGGGUGUUGAGAUAUUAGGCCAGCAUGGUGGCAUAGCAUCAUGUGACACAAUUUUGGCCACUACCAAAGCUAGCCAGGAGUCCUCCCACUGUGCUAUACCACCUAACAGUGUUGAGAUGACUGACCAGCACGGUAAUAUAGCAGCCAGGCCAUGUGACAAGCUUGUGACCACGACCAAAGCUAGCCAAGCUUCAUUGAGUGUGGGCGAUUCUUCUCUCAUGCAGGCUACCUGUCACAUGACCGCAAGGACACAAGAGCGGACAGCAAAGCUUCAAGCAAAUACUUUGCUGUCUCCUGAGAAACCCCCAGAACUUCCACCAUCAUCCAAGUCCUCUGAGUCAAAGAAUUCCAUUUACUGUGAUAGUAAAUCCAACGGGAGGACAUCAGCUGCACCUGCGUCACAAAAUGGUGAGAAAGAGAAAGCACAGAGUCCUCCCGAAAUGCAGAACUCCUCCAGUCAUGGUCCUGAGGCCCCAGGGAUCAACUCAGAGAACGACUGCUCCAGCUCCACUCAGUCAAGCAGCAGAGUCAAGCUGACUGAAAAAUUGCCAAAAACCAACUCCCCUUCGAAACUGAAGGGCCUUAGUGUUAAAAGUAGAAGUAGUAGGGUGCAAGACCAGCCUGUUACAAAACAAUCAAGGCCUGAGAGUCCCGUACAGAAGACAACCCCAGCCUCCCCAGUUCAGUCUCCCAAAAUCCAGGCUAAGAGGCUUUCUUUUCCGGCCAAUUUACAGGCAGGUAAACAGGUAGACAAAAGCACACCAGCUUCACCCAGGCUUCCCAACCACAGAUAUGGUAAGGUGUUGAAUGAUCCAGGUGCUUCAGUGAUGGAACCUCCAAAUUUCUGUUUGACAUACACGCCUAGUAGUCCACUUGCGAACAAGAGGAAAGAAUCCAAGGCUAACAAGCCAAAGGCAGAGGUCAAUACUAGACAGGAGGAGCCCUGUUUAAAGUCAAAAGAGAGGCCUGUGGUGAUUGCAACUCAGAGGAGUUUCAUUGAAGUGCGGCUGUCGUCCUCAUCCUUGCCCUCAUCCUCCGCGUCCACACCCAUUUUGGGAAGAAAAGAAAUCCUAGAGAAAACUGCCAGCUCACACUAUACUUCAGGAUCAGGUACUCCAAGUCCACAAAGCCUGGCAGAGCUAUCUAGCUCUUCUCAAAAUGGAGAAAAGUUCAAUUCAGUCUCAAAUGAUGAAGCUACAGAUUCAAGUGUUGCUGCAGAUGAACAACUAGACUUUAUAAAUGAUGGCCAAAAGGACGGCGUUAUCAAAAACCACAUCAGCAUCAAGGAGACGGACGACUUUGAAGCUGGCCGGUUAAAAUUGCGCCUUUUGAAGUUGGAUCGUCGGAGUUACUCCACGGACACCAGCGCUCCUGCAGUCGCCAACCCUUUUUCUGUUCGCCAGAGAAUCAAGUCCUUCGAGAACCUGGCCAGCUGUGACAGGCCGGUCACCAAGUGCAUUGACAUCCAGUCCUACGCGAUCACGUCCAAACCCCCACUGAGCAGGAGAUCGUCAGGCUGCGUCACCGCGGCGAACUCCCCCUCGACCGACCACCGCACUUUGAGGCGGAGCCUAAGCUCAUAUGCCGAUAACCUGUGCGACGUUCCUCCGCCGUCACCACAACAGAGGAAGUCUCCUUCCGGUGCGGCUCCGAUGACCUCGGACGGCGGUCUGGAUUCCCACGCAGAGGAAGAAACCGUUCCUGCCCCGUCGGAACUGGGGCCGGGCUGCCCGCCCCAGACCACGCCCGCUGUGCGGAGCAGGCCUGCCCGUGGCCGUUCGGGGCUGUCCCGCUCCCGGCUGAGAGAGCUGCGGGCACUGAGCAUGCCCGACCUCGAUAAGCUUUGCACUGAAGACUUUGCCAAAGUGGCGGGCGGCGCCACCGCCGCCGCCACUUUCAAGACCGAGCUGGAGAUCCAGCCCAGAAGGUCUGCUGGGAACCCCCCGGAGAGUACGCCAUGUUUGAGCUCUACGGCCCCUGGGGGGUCUGACCUCCCCAGGGCCAGCAGGAGUGGGGCAUCCACUGGAGGGGUGGGAACUGCAGGAUCAGCACCUGGAGAAUAUUUUCAAAAGAGCAAGGCAACUGAGCAGCAGUCUCCAGACAGCAGCUGGUCAAUCAGUUUGAGCGAACUGGCCGCCUCCCCCUCGGAGCAGAGCAAGCUGCGGGGGGCUCUGUCGCCGCUGACCGAUAAAGCAGAUGUGUGCACGCUGAUACAGGAAGCGAAGGCUCUCUCUGAGGUUAAAGAAGGUGUUCAUUUUGUGGUCCUGACUAAAGAGGAAGGCUCCGGGCUGGGCUUCAGCAUUGCUGGCGGGGCUGAUUUGGAACAGAAGUCAAUAACUGUCCAUCGGGUAUUUUCCAGAGGGGUGGCUGGAGUGGAAGGUACCAUUCAGAGAGGGGACAGCAUAAUGUCCAUCAAUGGCACCAAUCUGAGAGGGACCACACAUGGAGAGGCCCUUUCCUGUCUCCACCGUGCCCGGCUGCCCAGGCAUGCCCUGGUUGUAAUUCGCAGGGGAAAGGACAGUGAACCCUCGUCCCAGAGACAAGAUGUCUCCACCAGGAUUGGAGGUUGGGCUGCAGGUUCCAGAGACGUUACUAUGGACACAGGACCAGCUGUGGAGGUGGGCCCUGAUGGAGCUCUAAGCGUGGAGCUGCUGAAGACUUCGGCAGGUUUGGGCUUCAGCCUGGACGGGGGCAAGGCCUCGGCCCAGGGGGACAGGCCGCUCAAUAUCAAACGCAUUUUCAAAGGGGGAGCUGCAGAGCUCUCAAGAGUCAUUGACGUUGGAGAUGAAGUUCUUGCCAUCAACGGGCAAUCCCUGCAGGGCCUCACGCACUGUGAUGCUUGGAACAUUAUCAAGGCUGUCUCAGAUGGCUCGGUCCAGCUAGUGAUCAGGAAACCCAGAACUUCUGUAUGACAAUGGGGCUCUUUGUCUGGUAUUUUGUAUUGGUCUGAAGCUGAACUGGACAGCAUAUGUGACAAAAACAAAAAAAAACAAGAGGACCCAACUGUGUGCUGUGUAUAUAAGAGAUGAACUAUUACUUUCAAGUUUUUAUACCUUCAAAAUGGUUAUAUUUGUGAUAUUAAUAUUUUUAUCCAUGUGUACAAAUGGCUCGUACAAAAGAUCUAUGGCACUAGUACUAUUGUACACAAUAUGGUGGGGGGGAGGGGGGGCUGUGAUGAAUUUAUCCAUUUUUAUUUUCAAGGAGUAAUAGUAAUGAGCAUAUUUUAACUGCUGUUUUUCCUUUAUUAUUCUGAUUGGGCUUGAAGAAAUACGAAAAAUGAUUUCAAAAUUACUUUCAUUGUGAUGCAACUAAGCUGUUCCUCAUUCUAAUUGGAAACCAAACCUCUUUCACAGUGACAUAGGAGAUCGGUGAUGUCACAACGCCAUUGCUUUUUUUUACUGUCACUAUGUCUUGCUUCAGAGUUCUUAUGGGGCCUCUCAAGAACCCUGGGUUGAGUUAACACCGUUUCAUCUGAAAGGCAUACUAUGCAGGAAUUUUUUACUUGAAAAUAUUAUAAAAUAUCCAGGCUAAGGUAUAUCUAUGAUGCACUGGCAAUCUUGGUGGUGCCACCUGAAGUUCGCCAAGGGAGCGAAAAGUGAAUUGUAGCUGGCUUAUUAUUGGUUGGACCUGUUACACCUGUUACUGUAAUGUUACAUCUAGCUAUGCGGCUAGGGUUUCCAAACAUCUAGUUUUUAACCAGAGUGUCUGGUUUUCAAAUUGUUUGUACAUGCCCGGUCCAUGGACCUAACUGGACAAUGUAGUCUAAUGUCUGGUCCAACUCCAAAUAACUGAUGGGAGAAAUUUACCUGUAGUUUCUAAAGAAUUAGCGUGCCUGUGACUUAGUUGGGUACACGGGAGAAUGGGUGGGGUUGAAGGCAGAGGAGGAGACCUCUUUGAUUGUGAACACAGGUUAAAAAUUCCUGCAUAGUAUGACUUUUAAACAGUGUUUUAUCUUACCUGCCUUUGUUUGAGAGGCAAGUGGAUUUAUAUUUAGGUUUCCGGGUCGGUUGCUUCCAUAAAAGACGUGAAAUAAACUCUUCCGCUGUACCCUCAGUCUGAAAUGGGCUACCUCACCCAGGUGCUUUGCUGAUCCACACCUUUCUUGAAUUGCUGUACUUCAUAGUUUCAUUUUUGAAUACCACACAUAUGCUGUAGUAGUCUAGUACUUGAAUGUCCAAACCCAACAAUUACAAAUUGACUAGUUAAUUUAAGGUUUUAAUUACCACUGUUACCACAUAAAAAUUAUUAUGCUAAUCAAUUGCUGUAGUAUGUGGAGUCCUGUUUGGUGAAAUAAUUAUGCUUUCAUUUUUUUUUUUCGAGCUUCUGUUUGCCUUUUUAAAUUUAGUAAUACUUGUUUUUCCAGUUUAACCAGAGUGACAGCCCAUUUUCCAGCCAGUUUUUUUGAAAUGAGUAAGUUUUUGUAUAAUUAUGAAAGCACUGCGGUAUCAAAUAUCAUGGGUGGCCCAAGAUGGAGUUCAUUCUAUUCAUCCCUUAUCUAACCUGCUUAAUCCUGAUCAGGGUCAUGGGGGCACACGUUGGGGAAAUACAUCGCAGGGCAUACACUCCAUUGACUCAUAGCUACGGGUAAUUUUAUUUCUCCAAUUAGCCUAACUUGCAUGUCUUUGGACUGUGGGAGGAAACCAGAGUACCCAGAAGAUACCCAUGAGGAUUCGAGGAGAACCUGUACACUCCACACAUUCAAACCUGGGACCUUCUUGCUGUGAGGCAAGAGUACUAUCCACUGCACCACCAUGCCACCCCAAUUAAGUUAGUUUGGCUUGUAAAAUGACUGAAUUAUCUGACAGCAUACUUGUUGGCCAGUAAUAGAGGUGUCUGAAGUGUUGUCCAAAAACUUAGUAGUAUUAAUGUGCAUAACAAUUAGGGAAAGUUUGGAAAUGUGUGUACAUGAAAAGAUGAAUAUACAUUACUAGGUACUAUGAUGCAUUACGUUUUGUACGGAACUGCAAUUUUUUAUUUUAAGUUUCUCUUCUCAAAAAAGUAGCAGUUGUAUACAAGCAGUAGGAUUUUAAGUGAGACCAUCCAUGUGCAGUGAAAUGUAUUUCUGCAAGAUGUUAAUAUUGACUUAUUCCAAGCAAGUAUGGGCAUAAACACAACACACACAAUGAUAUAACGAUAAAUUGCCAAAAGAACAUUUGACUGGAUAGCAAACCUGUUGAAGCUGUUCAAAAGAUAGUCAUGUUCAUAUGUAUAUUGUAGGACUCUUUAAAUUCUGUUUAUAUGGUUUUGAUACUUCCCAUGAUCCUAUAGGUUUUUUUUUUGAGAUGCAUUUUCGGUACAAUAUUAAACAUUGUUUAAUUACAUUUGCAAAAUCCCAUGGGUGAUUUUGCCUGUAUGUUUUGUCUAUGCAUUUUUAAUUAAAUAACUUCUCAAAGACUUUGGAUACAACUUCUCUGUAGCAAAAUCUGCUAAAUUAUUUUUUUUACAUAUUAAGGUUAAUUUCAUAUGAUGUAGAGGAAGGCUGCCCAACCCUGUUCCUGGAGAUCUACUGUCCUGUAGGUUUUCACUCCAACCCUGACAAAGCACACCUCCUGCCACAGCUAGAGAUGUUGUUGAGUGGCUGAUUCAUAGAAUCAGGUGUGCCAAAUUAGGGUUGAAAUAACCUGCAGGAUGAUGGAUCUUCAGGAACAGGGUUGGCAGAUCUAGUGUAGGGGGUAAUUUAUUGUAAAUGAUGUUGACGGUCAAUAUAAACUCUACCAUGCUCAUAGCCCUUGUCAAGCACAACUUGUUUGCAAUACUCAGUGUGAAUACUCUUACUGUACUAUACAUUUUUUUCACUCAUUGUACUAUAUGCUAUUAGAAAACUGAAUCAGCAGUGGGAAUAACGCAAACUGUACUAUUUUAUCUUUUGAAGCUGUCUGAUUUUAAUAUAUAGACAUUGAUACGAACAUAGUUUUUCGAAGGCUGUGGAAUUUUGUUUUGUGAUUCAAAAACAAAUAGCUGUAAACUGAGACUGAUGUUGUGGGAUUAAAUUUUCAGUUCACACAUCAUUAAACAUUAUUUUGAGACUUACUUGAUUAAAUCCUCUACUAGAAUUUAUGUAUUUAAAUCAGGCUUUUGUACUUGUAAUAUAAAAUGUCAAAUUGCGCAGUGCAGUUAUUUGAACAUAAAAUGCCUAUGGAUUUAUUUAAAAACUGAAGAGAAUGUCCUGUCUCUGUAAACUGUAACUGAGGAAGAAUUGAAGAAAACUGGCUUGUAAUGUGACUGUUAAUCAAGGUAUGUUUGUAUAGUAUGCUUUGUCAUUUGAUGUACAUGUAGCAGUGAUAAAUUUUUUACAGUCAUGA
Molecule: messenger RNA, 11859 nt
Organism: Anguilla anguilla (European eel)
Lineage: Eukaryota; Metazoa; Chordata; Actinopteri; Anguilliformes; Anguillidae
Gene: pdzd2
Product: PDZ domain containing 2
Exons: 25
Coding region: 598-8469 (2623 amino acids)
Molecular function (GO): protein binding
Source: RefSeq, a predicted model, not a curated record